Paramecium pentaurelia is the source of this 821-nucleotide messenger RNA. NCBI's taxonomy places the organism in Eukaryota, Ciliophora, Oligohymenophorea, Peniculida, Parameciidae. The record is from the annotation of a GenBank genome assembly.
UAUGGAUUUAAUGUUAGACUAAUAGAUUGCAUAAGUAGAGGAAGUAGAAGAAUAGGUUUCUAGCUCUUCUAGUUGUUCUCAUGAUUCUGAUUCUUCUUUUGAUUUAGAAAAUAAAGUCAACAACAAACCACAUCUAAAAAAACUUACAAAUGACUUAAACGUAGAUGUUUAAAAAAGAAAUGGUAAAUCGUUUUAAUUAUCCCUUAGGUAAGUUUGGUUUAAAAUACGCAAAAAUCUCUAAUAGGUAGAGACAAGCAUUGAUUGAAAGAGUUACCUCUACUGGCUGUACAAUUAAGAGUGCUGCCAAAGACUUGAGUAUCAAUUUUUCAACAGCCAAAGCCAUUAUGUAGAUUUUUAGAAGGGAAGGAAGAAUAACAAAAAAAAUAGUCAGGGAAAUCAAAUAGAAAACCAAUAAGAGUUUAGGAUAAAAUAAUGAAGGUAUUAAUACAUAUGUUAAUAUUAGAGGUCAUUUUGUAGAAAUCUUAAUUGGAAGAGUAAAAUUUAAAGUUUGUAAAAGUUGAGGCAAUUUAGGACAAUAACGAGACAAAUUUAUAUUAAUAGGCAGAAGAAGCUAAUAGACAUUAAGCUUUAAUCAUUCAAUAACUAAAUGCUUAAGUACUUUAUUCAUUUUAUUAUUAGAACCUAUAUCUACAAAGCAGAGUUAAUCAAUUAUAACAAGAUAAAUUUUAAAUAAACUCAAAGUAUGAAUUAUUGUUAAUGUAAUAUCAUUAAUUAUAAUAAAUGGUAAAUUAUUUGUAAUACAAUAGGCUCAAUAAUUCCUUUAGCCACCAAUGUUUUAAUUUCCUACAUUUGCCCAGUGA